Strongylus vulgaris is the source of this 525-nucleotide messenger RNA. The record is from the annotation of a GenBank genome assembly. Lineage: Eukaryota; Metazoa; Nematoda; Chromadorea; Rhabditida; Strongylidae.
CCACAACUCAAUUCUAUCACUUUACCUGCUGCUAUACUUCACCAUCCUUUCUACGAUCCAUCAUGGCCUGAUGCUGCUAACUUCGGAGGUUUAGGAGUGAUUGUCGGACACGAGCUUACACACGGCUUUGACGAUGAAGGUGUACAAUGGGAUGGAACAGGAAUCCUUAAGGGCUGGAUGGAUAAUUCGUCAACGCUUGGCUUUAAUGGCAUGGCGAACUGUGUGGUGGAUCAAUUUAACCACUUUUGCCCUCUCAAUGAGAAGAAUUUUGAUCGAACUGUAUGCAUAGAUGGUGCCAUGACUCAAGGCGAGAAUAUCGCUGACAGUGGAGGCAUUCAAUCAUCUUACCGCGCUUAUCGCAACUACGUUAAUCUUAAAGGUCCAGAUCUACAGCUUCCUGACGAACUGUUGCAGGGUUUCACAUUGGACCAGCUUUUCUUCUUAACUUUUGCUCAGGCAAGAUCUUCUAAUUUUCGAUUUUCUAUUUUUACGAAAAAUGGAGGCGAAUUAGAUGACUCAGCAUAA